CACUCGGUGCCUGCUCUGCUGCUGUGAGACUGGCUCGGGGCUCGGCGGUACGAUCCAUUAUGCUAUUCCUGUUCGAGUGAUUGAUCUUCCGUCUGUCUGAGCGGGGCGGGGGUCGGGUUGGGUAGUGUCGGGGCCACACUUUUCCCUCUUGUUGAUGCUGUUGGUGUUAAUCACCGAUUCCGUGGUGCGAGUAUCGAUCGCGAGUCCUUGGCAGUCUUGGCAGGACGGAUUCCGGGUUUUGCGGCCUCUCGGGAAGUUUCCAAUUUGCUCGGCGGGCGGGCGGGCGGGCGGGCUUCGGUUCCGAUUCUCUGCCCCGAGUGGAGAAGUAAGUAGUGAUCGCGUCUGGGAGAAAGAAGCGUCGUGGAUGACCGGAUGAGUUGUCGAAGUAGAUGUCGAAGAAAUCCGAGCAACAGGAGUUAUCUGCUUGAGAUGAAACUGUGUUUAUGUUGGUCCGUUCGCUCCUCGAAGGUUUUGCGUCUGUCUGGCCCGUUGCGGUGGGAAUGAUGGUUGUGUCGAGAUGAGAGAGAGAGAGGGGUGUGAUUGGUGGUCGAUUCGCAAGGCGAGGCCGGUGUGGUUGUUGAGAGGAAUCGAGAGCGGUGGAGAAGUGGAUCAGAGGCGCUUGGGCUUGAUUUGACGUUACGGAAGUGAUAUGUGUAGGAAGGGACGAUACGUGUUUGUUUCCGAAGGGAAAGAAGAAGAGGAGACCUAAAUGCGAGAUGGUUUAAGGACAUUUGAAGUGGACUAGAAUUGCAACGAAGUUCAACACCGGGGGGAGACGAUGGGUGCGGCGGCAGACAUAGAGGGCCUGAUGGUUCGGUCGCAGUUCAUGAGGGAAGCCAUGACUAAGAGCCAGACUAUCAGCGACAAUAUGAUCACCAUUCUCAGUUCUUUUGAUCACCGCUUGUCGACACUCGAAGCUGCAAUGCGACCUACCCAGGUGCGCACUCACGCCUUCAGAACUGCACAUGAAAAUAUCGACAGCACGUUGAAAGCAGCGGAGGUGGUCUUGACACAGUUCGACGUGUCUCGUCAGAUGGAGGCCAAAAUCAACAGAGGGCCUCAAGGAGACCUAACGGGUUUCUUGGCAGCAGUGGACCAGCUACAGGCUAAUGUAGAGUUUUUCUCUUUGAAUCGCAGUUACAAGAGUAGCGAUGGUGCCCUAAACCAUGCCAGAGGUUUGCUUCAAAAAGGAAUGACCAAAAUUGAAGAUGAAUUCAAGGCAUUGCUUGUGCAGCACAGCAAACCAGUCGACCCUGCUCGUGUGCACGAAGCAUUGCCAGCAGCUUUACGAGCCUCUACUGCAACUUCACCGGUAGCCGCUGAUGGGAAGAGGUUGACGCCCCCUCAGAGUCCGGGGUCUGAACCCACCAAGGCGAACUUGCCUCUGCAACUCCCUGUACUCAUAGCGCCAAGAAUUGUUCCUCAGCUUCAUGAGAUGGCUCAACGGAUGAUAGGAGCUGCUUUUCAUCAACAAUGCCUCAAGGCUUACAGAGAUGUGAGGUCUUCAACUUUAGAGCAGAGUCUACGGAAACUGGGCGUGGAGAAACUGAGCAAAGAGGAUGUACAGAAAAUGCAAUGGGAAGCUCUUGAGGGGAAAAUCGGCAACUGGAUUCAGUACAUGCGUGCUGCGGUGAAGCUUCUUUUUGCCGGGGAGCGUAAAUUGUGCGAUCAGGUUUUCUAUCAUCUGGAUCCAAUUCGAGAAAAGGCCUUUGCAGAAGUAACUGAGUCAAGUAUGAUGAUGCUGCUGAGUUUCGGUGAUGCUAUCGCUCGAAGCAAGAAGUCACCGGAGAGGCUGUUUGUGCUCCUGGACAUGUAUGAGACCAUGCGCGACCUUCUACCGGAGAUCGAAUUUGUAUUCUCCGGAGAGCAAGCUCAACCAAUGCGUGAGGCGGCAAAGAAUCUUGCAAAGAAGCUCGCUCAAACUGCCACUGAAACCUUCAACGAUUUCGAAGAGGCUGUGGAAAAGGAUGCAACCAGGACCCCAGUGUUGGAUGGAACGGUUCAUCCGCUUACGAGCUACGUUAUCAACUACAUCAAAUUUUUGCUAGACUAUCAGACUACAUUGAAGCAAUUAUUUGGAGAGAAAGACAACGGAGACAAGGCAACCUCUAAAUUGGCAGCAGCAACUAUGAGGAUAAUGCUAGUUCUUCAGAGCAACCUGGAUGGAAAGUCAAAAUUGUACAAGGAUGUUGCGCUGACGAACCUCUUCCUUAUGAACAACACCCACUAUAUGGUCAAGUCUGUCAGAAGAUCAGAUGCCAAAGAAUUGCUGGGAGACGAUUGGGUGCAGCGACAUCGUAGAAUCGUGCAGCAGCACGCACAGGGAUAUCAACGUGCCGCCUGGGCUAAGGCACUUUCCUACUUGAGUGGGUCUAGCUUGGCAUCCUCAGGAGGCAGUGGUGGACUUGGCAACAGUGGCGACGCUAGCGGGACAGGCAUAUCCCGCGCUGUACUGAAAGACAGGUUUAAGCAGUUCAAUACAAUAUUUGAAGAGUUGCAUAUACGUCAGUCACAAUGGACGAUUGCCGAUCCUGAGCUUCGGGAUGCGGUACGCCUGCAAGUGGCAGAAGUUCUAUUGCCAGCUUAUCGAUCUUUCCUUAAGCGUUACAGCUCAAUUCUGGAGAAUGGGAAAAACCCACAAAAGUACAUCAAGUACUCCCCCGAGGACUUAGAACGAUUGCUGGGCGAAUUCUUUGAAGGAAAGAUGCGAGCUGAUCAAAGACGGUAAACUGGGCUUCAAGGGUGCUCUGGCCGCGCGCAUUGUAUGAUUUUAUACAGUAUAAAUAAUGUGUUGAAAAUCUAUCCUGUAAUAAUUACGAGACUUUCACUUUCCACAAUCACUGAAUUCAGUUCUGGAAGCUAUAUUCAGUUGUGCAUUGGUUGACUGUAUGGUUUAGUCGCGAUUUUAUCUCGGUGUGGUUCUAGAUACUUCAGCUCUGCCUUAAGAUGAUCUGACACGAACAAGUCUAGCUGAGAGUAGUAUUCUGUGGAUACUAACCAACGUAGAACUAGGUAUUCUCCAGUUUUACGAGCCAUGAAUUAUAAUGUUAAGGAUAGAUAAGGUGUCUUCUCUCACUUUGUCCACCUAGGAGUCAUGUGAUCUGAAUUAGUGCUGUUGUGGAACCGUUUGGUUCUGCUUAAGCCUUGGUGUUGGAGGUUAAUAAAAGAAUCGUAGUAUAUGAAGG
Messenger RNA from Marchantia polymorpha subsp. ruderalis, 3185 nucleotides. NCBI's taxonomy places the organism in Eukaryota, Viridiplantae, Streptophyta, Marchantiopsida, Marchantiales, Marchantiaceae. The record is from the annotation of a GenBank genome assembly.